This is a messenger RNA of Saxophila tyrrhenica, 1695 nucleotides long. RefSeq lists its product as uncharacterized. Gene Ontology annotation, molecular function: protein binding. Bases 1 to 1695 code for a protein of 564 amino acids. NCBI's taxonomy places the organism in Eukaryota, Fungi, Ascomycota, Dothideomycetes, Mycosphaerellales, Extremaceae. The record is from RefSeq and is a predicted model, not a curated record. The transcript has 2 exons.
AUGCCCAACGCCUGCAUCCCAGCCUCUGGGGCCUCACGAUCGCGCUCGAGCGCAACGACCGCCGCCUCCUCGACCAGUCCCGAAUCCGACUAUCCUGAGCAUCAGCCCUGCGAAGCUGUAGACGAGCACGAUCCCUCGAGCGCCAAAGCAGAGACCGAGCCAGAAACGGACAUCCGCCGCAUCUCCCUACAUGUAGAAGCAACGUCUCGCCAACGCAUCAAGAUCCCUGCCAAACCGCCUACCUUAGCAGGGACCCAGGCUUCAAUUCUCGCCUCACGCCGUGGCGCCGUGAGCCGUGAACCCCUGUAUUACGACAUCGACGGCAAGACGAUGACGGAUAAGGGCUGGCUAUCGCCCGUGGGAUCCAAAGCCUCGACGCCGCCGACUGUGAACCCGGAGGUGAGAGAGAAGCUGGAAAGGGCUGGGCCGCACCAAUGCUUCACGGUGGGCCGGGGGUGUGGGUGCUUGGAGGCGGUUGAGCGGGCGGACGAGCAGCUGGACACACUGGAAGCAUCGUUGCAACCUCGAGGCGAAGGGAUAGAGGGCAGUGCCCACCCUCCGUCGGCUGCUGUGUCGCCCCUGAGGUUAGGCCAUGUUCCGGCACUCUUGGGACCGGUCAGCGGAUGCAGCGAUGAGGCUUCUCCCAUAGAUUCUGGUGGUAGGGCGGACGCUAUUGACAGCAGCGUCUGGCCACGCCCAAGCGUACGCGAGCAUGGCAUUCCAGCCACAUCCGAGCGACAAGUCUCUACGAACGACAAAGAUCUAGGCAUAGCCGACCUGUUGUUCCAUGACGGCGCAUCGGCAGAUGGGGACCGACAGCGGAGACCGAACACGGAGAGGACGUACAGCGAGAGCACGCGUGCGCCGAAUAGUUGCAGCUCGGAACCUUCCUCAUCACCAGGCUCAAACAGACCAGAGGAGAAUCUAUCGCACGGCAGCAGUGAUGUGGACCGACUCCAGCACACCCUCAAGCUUCUCUGGCAAAACCCACUCUACACGGAUCUCAAAAUCACCACUGGCAACUACGACUUUUUCUUAGUCCAUCGCUGCAUCAUGGCCGCCCAAUCGCCCCACCUCUCCCACCUCGUCAAAGACCACGCUGUCCCCGCCUCAUCGAGCGGCGGUCAGGCGGGUCAUGUGCUCGACCUAACUCCCGCAGACCCAGACGCCCUCGGCAGCAUACUCCGGUAUCUCUACACAGGCCUACUCAUCGUACCCACCUACGCCGAAACGACACUCUCAGGCCCCGACCUCGCUUCCCUCGCCAUCCUCCUCCCAAUAAUCGAACUGACAAUGGAAUAUCAACUCCGCGACCUCCUCCGCGAAGCGAAGAACCAGUACUGCUGGACCACCUGCGCAUGGCCUACGGGCCAUCCUCUCCUUCUCGCCGAAGCGUUCGUCGCGACGUUCAAAGAGGAAAGGCUGUGGGAGAUGCAGCAAGCGACGCUCGGGUGCACGUUAGCGUUCGCUGAAGAGCUCGUGAGCGAUCAAGAUGUCUACGACUUGCUGCUGGGCGCGGGGGAGCCGCUGAAAGUACUAGUGGUAGGGAUGAGUAAGCGCAUGCUGCGGGUGGAGGAUGAUGUGGAUGUGUCGCCUUGCGUGAUGAGUCGGGGGGAUCGGAAGAGGGCGGCGAGGGCGGAAAGGGCGGCGAGGCUUGUGGCUACAUGUAGGUUUGGACAUCUGAGGAGGGUCUAA